UUUCACAGUGUCAAGAGCACGUGGGAAUCGGCAUCAAGGGACAAUAUGAGCGAUGUCAGGGAACUCAUCCCUGAAUUCUUCUACUUGCCAGAAUUCCUAACCAAUGCAAAUCACUUUGAACUUGGCUGCAUGCAAGAUGGAACUGUGCUGGGAGAUGUGCAGCUUCCUCCUUGGGCAGAUGGGGACCCCCAUAAAUUCAUUCUCCUGCACAGACAGGCACUGGAAAGUGACUAUGUCAGUGCACACCUCCAUCGCUGGAUAGAUCUGAUUUUUGGCCACAAGCAACAUGGCUCAGCUGCGGUAGAGGCAGUUAACACCUAUCACCCUUACUUCUACGGAGACAAGAUGGACCUCAACAACAUUAAAGAUCCUCUGAUUAAGAGCACCAUCCUGGGUUUUAUCAGCAACUUUGGACAGAUACCAAAGCAGCUCUUCACUAAACCAUGCCCAAGGGAAAAAUACAUCAGGAAGAGAGACUGUGAUGUCCCUUCACUCAAGUGGACUUCUUCCUUUGAUGAGCAGCCUGCAAAAUCUGAAGCUCUCACCAGUUACAAUCAAAGACUGUCCCAAGGGAGCUAUUGGGCACAUUGUUCAUACUGAGAAAGGCAUUCUGGCUGUUGAAAAAAAUAAAGUUUUGAUUCCUCCUCUUUGGAGCAAAACAUUCUGCUGGGGAUUUGAGGACUUCACCUGCUGCUUUGGCAACUACGGGUCUGAAAAGAACAUGACUGUAUUUGAGUGCAUGGCAGACUGGGGAAAGUGCCUCUGCGCUGUGUGUCCUUCAGCAACUACCAUAAUCACAUCUGGAACAAGCUCAGUUGUGUGUGUCUGGGAACUUUCCUUGGUCAAGGACAAAGUGAAAUGUCUAAACUUGAGACAGGCUUUGUAUGGCCACACUCAGGCAGUGACCUGCCUUGCUGCAUCUGUGACCUACAGCAUCUUUGUGAGUGGAUCCGAUGACAGAACCUGCAUCAUUUGGGACCUGAACCAACUGACGUACAUAAACCAGCUUCCUGCCCACAGGGCAAACCUCUGUUCUGUUGCCAUCAACAAUUCAACAGGUGAUAUUAUCUCUUGUGCUGGAUCUUACCUUUAUCUGUGGACAGUGAAUGGCCAACUUCUUGCAAGCAUUAACACCACCUGCAGCCCCGAAAGCCGUAUUGUUUGCUGCUGCUUUGCUGAAGUGAUGGACUGGGACACACGCAGCAUCAUCAUCACAGGAAGCACAGAUGGAGUGGUGAGGCUGUGGAAGACUGAAUACACCAAUACCCCAGACCAAGCUGCUGGACUGAGACCGCGGAGAGGCCCGAUGGAGGAGCCAGGCAACACAGGUAACAAGUGUGGAAAACAUCUUGUUCUCUGUCGGGAACUGAAUCCCAGCCUUGCCUUGACUGGAAAAGCAAGUAGGACCAGCCCAGCAGUGACAGCAGUGGCUGUAUCCAGAAAUUCCUCCAAGCUCCUAGUUGGUGAUGACUGGGGAAGAGUCUGCUGCUGGUCUGUGGAUGGGUAGGAAGAAAUAACCAAGAACUCUUGUUUCUUCAGCCUUUUGGAUGGAGAGAAAA
Pterocles gutturalis (yellow-throated sandgrouse) is the source of this 1559-nucleotide messenger RNA. It is a transcript of the gene WDFY4, whose product is annotated as WDFY family member 4. The record is from RefSeq and is a predicted model, not a curated record. The transcript is spliced from 11 exons. Lineage: Eukaryota; Metazoa; Chordata; Aves; Pterocliformes; Pteroclidae. Bases 482 to 1507 code for a protein of 341 amino acids. Gene Ontology annotation, molecular function: protein binding.